AUGAGUGUGUUGAGGUCCAUCUCUGUGGUUUCAGGCUGUGUGAUAGCCGAGCUCUUCACAGAGGGCGUCCCUCUCUUCGAUCUGUCCCAGCUGCUGGCGUAUCGUAAGGGACACUUCCAGACGGAGCACGUCCUCCAGAAGAUCGAGGACCUGAGCGUCCGAGAGCUGGUGGCUCAGAUGGUUCAGAGGGAACCAGAGAAGCGUCUGACGGCGGAGGAGUACCUGAAGCAGCAGAGAGGGAAAGCCUUCCCUGACAUCUUCUACACCUUCCUGCAGCCGUACAUGGCUCAGUUCGCCAAAGAGACCUUCCAGUCCGCAGACGAACGAGUGCUCGUCAUCCGCAAAGACCUGGACAACAUCCUGCUCAACCUGCGAGGAGGCUCUUCGUCUUCCUCGUCUCAGGAAGGCAGCGAUGGCGCUCUGAGCUCCAGAGAGGAGCAGGGCCUCAUGGUGCUGGUGUCCGUCAUCACUUCCUGCCUGCAGACGCUGCACUCCUGCGACUCCAAACUGGCGGCGUUGGAGCUGGUCCUGCACCUGGCCCCGCGGCUCGGCGUGGAUGUGCUGCUGGACCGCAUCACGCCGUACCUGCUGCACUUCUGCAACGACCCCGUGCCCCGCGUGCGCGCUCAGGCCGUGCGCACUUUGGCCAAAGUUCUAGCGCUGGUGAAGGAGGUACCGAGGAACGACGUGAACAUCUACCCGGAGUACAUCCUGCCGGGCAUCGCCCACCUCGCCCAGGACGACGCCACCAUCGUCAGGCUGGCGUAUGCAGAGAACAUCGCUCAUCUGGCGGAGAGCGCCCUGCGUUUCCUGGAGUUGGUUCAGGAGAACAACGUGAACACGGAGCAGGACCAGAGCGGAGAGGACACGGAGGAAAUACUCCACCCCAACGAGAACUACGACUCAGAGCUGCAGGCACUGCAUGAGAUGGUGCAGCAGAAAGUGGUGACGCUGCUGAGCGACUCGGAGAACAUCGUCAAACAGUCGCUGAUGGAGAACGGCAUCACCAGACUCUGCGUCUUCUUCGGCCGGCAGAAGGCCAACGACGUGCUGCUGUCUCACAUGAUCACCUUCCUCAACGACAAGAACGACUGGCAUCUGCGUGGAGCCUUCUUCGACAGCAUCGUGGGUGUAGCAGCCUACGUGGGCUGGCAGAGCUCCUCCAUCUUGAAGCCCCUCCUCCAGCAGGGACUGAGUGACACCGAGGAGUUCGUCAUCUACAAAGCACUGAACUCUCUCACCUGUAUGUGUCAGCUGGGUCUGCUGCAAAAACCUCACAUAUACGAGUUCGUCAGUGACAUCGCUCCGUUCCUGUGUCACCCCAACUUGUGGAUCCGUUACGGAGCCGUGGGCUUCAUCACCGUCAUCGCUCAGCACCUCAACGUGGCCGACGUCUACUGCAAGCUGCUACCCCACCUAAACCCCUUCAUCUCCACACCCAUCAUCCAGAUAGAUAAGGAGCUGGUCCUGCUGAGUGUCCUGAAGGAGCCUGUGAGUCGCUCCAUCUUUGACUAUGCCCUUCGCUCUAAAGACAUCGCCAGUCUCUUCCGCCAUCUGCUGCUCCGGCAGAAGAAGCGCGUGGGAUCAAUCCCAGAAUGCCCCACUCCUGAUGACCCGGCCAUAGCUCAGCUGCUCAAGAAGCUGCUCUCCCAGGGCAUGACGGAGGCAGAGGAGGACAAGCUGCUGGCGCUCAAAGACUUCAUGCUGAAGUCCAACAAGGCCAAAGCCAACAUGGGGGAGCAGACUCACCUGGGGGAGGCGGCUCAGACCGGCGUCAUCGACCUCGCCAACCUCGGCAUCACUGGCCGCCAAGUGGACCUGGUUAAAGCCAAGGCCGAGCCCGAAGACAAGAGAGCGAGGAAGCACACGAAGCAGGACUCCACGAUGAACGAGGAGUGGAAGAGCAUGUUUGGGUCUCAGGAGCCGCCCUCCAACCAGCCCUCCACGGCUGCUGACGGGCCGGCGGGUCAGGUCCGGAGGAGCGCCGUGGUCCCGGCGGUCACCGUUCUGCAGUCGGUGGCGAGCGGCGCGGCCUACCAGAGACGCAUCAACACCUGUAAGGUGGAGCUGCAGCAGCUGGUGCAGCAGAAGAGGGAGCAGUGCAGCGCCGAGAGGAUGGCCAAGCAGAUGAUGGAGAGCGCCGAGUGGGAGAGCCGUCCUCCUCCACCGGGGUGGCACCCUAAAGGUCUGCUGGUGGCUCACCUCCACGAACACAAAGCUGCUGUGAACCGCAUCAGAGUCUCUGACGAACACUCCAUCUUUGCCACGGCAUCAAACGACGGCACCGUUAAAGUCUGGGACAGUCAGAAGAUGGAGGGAAAGACCACGACCACCAGGUCGGUGUUGACGUAUUCUCGUAUCGGCGGUCACGUGAAGACGUUGACCUUCUGUCAGGGGUCACAUUAUUUGGCUGUGGCUUCAGAUAACGGAUCCAUCCAGCUGCUGGCAGUCGAAGCAAACAAACCUCCAAAAUCCCCCAAAGUUCAGCCCUUCCAGACCAGGUCUCUGGACCUGCAGGAGGACGGCUGUGCGGUGGACAUCCACCACUUUAACUCCGGCGCCCAGUCGGUGCUGGCGUACGCCACCGUCAAUGGCUCGCUGGUCGGCUGGGACCUUCGCUCCAACUCCAACGCCUGGACGCUGCGCCACGACCUCCGCCUGGGACUCAUCACCUCCUUCACCGUGGACAUGCACCAGUGCUGGCUCUGCCUAGGUACAAGCAGCGGCACCAUGGCAUGCUGGGAUAUGAGGUUCCAGCUCCCCAUUUCAAACCACUCCCACCCAGCCCGAGCACGAAUCAGACGACUGCUGAUGCAUCCGCUCUACCAAUCAUCUGUCAUCGCCGCUGUCCAGGGUAAUAAUGAAGUGUCUAUGUGGGACAUGGAGACUGGAGAUCGUAAAUUCACCCUUUGGGCGAGUUCUGCUCCUCCACUCUCUGAGAUGCAGCCGUCCCCUCACAGUGUUCAUGGGAUCUACUGUAGUCCUGCUGAUGGGAACCCUCUGCUGCUGACUGCUGGAUCUGACAUGAGGAUCAGGUUCUGGGACUUGGCGUAUCCGGAGAGGUCCUACAUCGUGGCGGGAGGAGCCAACGACUCGCUGCACUGUCCGUCCGUCCUCUACAGCAGGAAGAUCAUCGAAGGGACGGAGGUGGUUCAGGAGAUCCACAGUAAACAGAAGAGCGGCGCGGUGGAGGACUCGCCUCGCCGCGGCCCAGAAUCCCUCCCUGUGGGACACCAUGACAUCAUCACGGACAUCGCCACCUUCCAGACGACGCAGGGCUUCAUCGUCACCUCGUCCAGAGACGGCAUCGUCAAAGUGUGGAAGUGAACCACGGUUUCCUCUGCUCCCAUUGGCUGCUUCUGAUGAUAACAGUUCUGUCUCACGUCACUAAUUUAUGCACUUAAUCAUCUCAUUUUGAUGAACAUUAGGAGGUCAAAGGUCAGACAGUGUUUAACAUCCUGUCUCUGUUCAGGAUCCAAUAACUAAUCAAUACUAACCAAUAACUUUAGGAACAACAACGACAGAUGGAGGGAACUCAAGUUUUGUUUCAGGCCACGAACUUCUCAUAGAGGAAAUAAAAUGUGCAUAAUGAAUGUACAACAUGUGUCUAGUAUUUAUGAAUAUUCAUGUUCUGUUCAUUGAGUUAUAGUUUGAUCUCAGUGUCAAAGGAGAUCCGGCUGCUCUGAUAUUAUCAAUAAUAAUCAGCUUCAUACUGGAAAUAGUCACAUUCCAGUGGUUUCUGUUUCAGAAUCAUGUGAUCAAAACAAUAUAACAAGAACUCCAGAGUCAUCGUCAAUAGAUGAUCGAAUCUCUUACAAAACGCCCAACAUGUUUUAUUCUGACCACAUUCAUGAUUCAUGAUUCAUUAUUCAUUACAGAAAGUGGAUCGAAUUAAAAAUGACUUUAUUCAAAUUGAGGAUUUUGUUUGAUUUAUAAUUUAUUUUUUGGUUGUGAUGAUGUCAUUAAAUAUGACGACACAUUCAAAAGGGUUAACCCUAGUAAUCUAAUAUUAUUAGUAUUCUCAUAUAUAAUCUAUGAUUGUAAUAAUAAUGGUUGAAUUACUAUAUUCGGUAACUAUGAGUCCUACAUCUUCAGACUCAGUUUGGUGGUUUUGGGUUCUGGUCCAAACCAGAACUCUGACAUGAGGGUCAAAGGUGAGAACUGGUCCUGAACCAGCUCAGCUUGUCUCCAUGAGUGAGAUACAAAUCAAUAAGUUAAUAAUCAUCAGUGAUGGCUUGAAAAACUGGAGCUCGAUAUGUAAACGUAUUUAAAAAACGUUUGUUUUCUAGAAGAACAAAAUCCUCUCAUUGAAUAUUAACACUGUGAGCCACAUCCUGUAAAUAUGAAUAUCAUCUUCUAUAGAGAAUAAUGAAUAUUCUAUCUAUACAUAAAACCAAACUACUCUCUGGUUCUAGACAGAUUUAGUCUUUUCACUAAAUCUGCUUAUCAGCAUCUGAUUUAUCUCUUUCUGUAAAUACGAUAUUUUAAAAUCCCAGUAAUAUAAAGUUUGAUUUGAAACUUUGAAACUAACCCUUGGUUGCUGCAGAUGAACCAUGUGACCUGCAUUUCCAUGUUUGUCCAGCUGUUGAAUAAAGAACAAAUCGA
This is a messenger RNA of Anoplopoma fimbria (sablefish), 4605 nucleotides long. It is a transcript of the gene pik3r4, whose product is annotated as phosphoinositide-3-kinase, regulatory subunit 4. Gene Ontology annotation, biological process: macroautophagy; protein targeting to vacuole; protein phosphorylation. NCBI's taxonomy places the organism in Eukaryota, Metazoa, Chordata, Actinopteri, Perciformes, Anoplopomatidae. The record is from RefSeq and is a predicted model, not a curated record. The transcript is spliced from 19 exons. The coding region runs from base 1 to 3327 and encodes 1108 amino acids. Gene Ontology annotation, molecular function: protein binding; protein serine/threonine kinase activity. Gene Ontology annotation, cellular component: nucleus-vacuole junction; phosphatidylinositol 3-kinase complex, class III, type II; late endosome.